Messenger RNA from Notolabrus celidotus (New Zealand spotty), 2397 nucleotides. RefSeq names its product tubby protein homolog. The record is from RefSeq and is a predicted model, not a curated record. Lineage: Eukaryota; Metazoa; Chordata; Actinopteri; Labriformes; Labridae. The transcript is spliced from 13 exons. Gene Ontology annotation, biological process: protein localization to cilium. Gene Ontology annotation, cellular component: cilium. Bases 369 to 2036 code for a protein of 555 amino acids.
GAGAUAAACGAGAUGAGGGCCGACGGGCGUCUGUUUAGUUUUCUUUGAUUUCCUGGUAAAUUUAAAGACACUUGUGAUGGAACAUAAUGUGUGUCGGUAUAGACUGGAUAGGUAAGUCAGUUGUAUGGCAAUUUGUAGUGACCGCUGCUACUUCCGUGUUUGGAUGCUUUCGCCUGGGUGGACAGGCUGUUCGAUGGAGCAGAGUGCCACAAUCACAAACCCUUUAACAUUUUCAUUUCCGUUUUCAUCUCGGAGAUAGAACUAUUUCCCGCACUCAAUUUUUGACGCUGGGUUUCACCUGAGAUGAGUUAAAUAUAUUUAAUAAUCUAAGAAAUCCUUUGAAAACAUCAGCUAAUAUUUUCCCAGACAUGGAGGAGCCUGAUAUUCGGCAACUGAAGCUGGACAACCAGCGUACCCUUCUAAUGAAAAAGCAGCAAAAGAAGAGGGCUGAUGCUCAAAUGGUUGUGGCCAAUCGAGAUGCUCGGCAAAAGAACCGAAAGCAGAAAGUUGUUUGCUCUGAUGAGACACCUCUGUUGAUCAGCCAAUCACCAAGCAACGCUUCUCUGACUGAUCAAGUUGAGCAUGCCCACGAUAACCCACUGGAUGAGAUCACGCUGGGUGAAUGUGACAUGACAGUGAGCACAACAGUGGAUGGGCAGCCUUCAGAAAAACGUGUUACUCUGAUGACAAUGAAGCUGGAGGACAACAAGGAGCCAGUGAUGAAGAGUGAGGUGGAGGAUGAUGCUCAGGUGGAAGGGAAUAAAACAAAGAAGAAGGACGUAAAGAAAGAAAAGGCCAAACAGAUUGAACACAGUGAUGAAAAGGAAAAAGAGACAGAAAAAGAAAAGGAGAAAAGGGAGAAAAAAACAAAGAAAAAAGAAAAACUAAAGGAAUCUGAGGACCCACAGAAGACAAAUAAAACAACCAAACAAGAGCGCAAAAAGAAGCACCUAAAGGAGGCAGAUGUGGAGGAAGGAAGCAGUCCAAACGAGAACAAACGUGAUGAAAGUGAUAAUGAAGUGGAGGAUUCCCAAAGGCCAGUCCCUCAAUCGCCAAAGAGGAAAAAACAACUUGACACAACCCGGUGCCAAAUAAGUGCUGAGAGCAAAGAUGAAGAAAUUGAAAGAAAGGAGAAGAAGGAAAAAAAGGCAAACAAAUCAGAUAAAACAACGCACAGUCUAGCAUCUCUAAACUCAAACUACAGAGAGAGUUCAUCCUCGGGGAGUGAAUCAUAUGAAAGGUCAACAUCUACAAUGUCAGUGGAGGAUCUGGAGAAGUUUGCAUUGCGUCCGGCCCCCAGAGAUGUGACAAUUCAAUGCAGGGUCACCAGAGACAGGAGAGGGAUGGAGAAGGGCAUUUACCCGACUUACUACCUGCACAUGGAGAAGGAGGACGGCAAGAGGGUGUUCCUAAUGGCGGGCAGGAAAAGGAAGAAGUGCAAAACGUCCAACUAUCUCAUCUCCACUGACGCAACAGAUCUGUCCAGGGACACAAACUGCUAUAUUGGAAAACUGAGGUCCAACGUUUUGGGUACAAAGUUCACAGUCUAUGAUGGAGGUGAAAACCCAGAGAAGAAGCCUUUCAUUAAAGAGAGUGAAGCAGUGCGACAAGAGCUGGCAGCAGUUUGCUAUGAGACAAAUGUGCUGGGCUUUAAAGGCCCCCGGAAAAUGACUGUGAUAAUCCCUGGAAUGCUGGAGAAUGAUGAAAGAGUGUCCAUUUGUCCCAAAAGUGAUCUUGAGACUCUACUGGUGCGCCAUGCCAACAACAACACAGAGAAACUGGUCACACUGGUGAACAAAUCCCCAAGCUGGAACGAACAGACUCAGUCGUAUGUGCUGAACUUUCAUGGACGUGUCACCCAGGCCUCUGUCAAGAACUUCCAGAUCAUCCACCCUGACAAUGAGGACUACAUAGUGAUGCAGUUUGGCCGUGUAGCCGAGGAUGUCUUCUCCAUGGACUACAGUUUCCCCCUAUGUGCCCUGCAAGCCUUUGCCAUCACCCUGUCAUCAUUUGAUGGUAAACUGGCAUGUGAGUGAGCUCUGCUAGUGCACAUCAGAUGCUUUACUGCAUCCCUGAUCAAGAAUGAACCUGCACUUCAAGUUUAUACUAAGCCCAUAAUGUUCCACAGGUUACUUUUUCUUGUUUUGUAACCUGGGCCAUGAAACCCUUUGUAUAUAGAGACCUAGAUUAUAAAGCAGACAUGUAUUAUUGGUAAAGUAUUAUUUGACAGCAGCUCUCAUAUUGACAUGGGAGCAAUCAAUUUGGUUAUUUAAUGGUUUUAAUGUAAUGGUCUUUCUUUUAUAUUUACCAGGUAUUUAAAGAAAUUGUACAAUUAAAAUCUUGAGGCCAACUGUGUAAACACUACCAAUGUAAUAUUAAAUUAUAAGAAAACAAGGA